UCCACAGCAGCUCCUCUUUGUUUUCUCUUCUGUUGGUUUGUUGUGUGAGCGUUCUGGAAAACAUGGUAAAAUGCCAUUUCAGCACAAUGUGCAUCAUCUGCACGGUGGUGUCCGUGGUCUCUGUGGGCCUCCUGGUUGGAAUCUGGACCUUCCAGUUUCUUGCAUAUGCAGAAACUCCAGCUGCACUGUGGGAAAACUACCGUCUCCCUGAUAACCUUCUUCCAGACGUCUACUACGUCACCCUGUGGCCGCGGCUUCAACAGGAUGACCGCGGGCUCUACAUCUUCACUGGAAACUCCAGCGUGGUCUUCAGAUGUGUGAAAGAAACCGAUCUGAUCCUCAUUCACUCCAACAAGCUGAACCUGACCACUGCUGGUGGACAUCUGGUUCGACUGACUGCGAUCAGUGAUGCACCUGCACCAGCUAUAAGUUCCACCCGGAUGGAGGUGACCACCCAGUACCUUGUAAUUCAGCUUAACGGCAAAUUAAAAGCAGGAAGAUCCUAUGAGCUCUUCACCGAAUUCAUAGGGGAGCUCGCUGAUGACCUGGCGGGUUUCUACAGGAGCGAGUACUUUGAAGAUGGAGUAAGAAAGGUUGUAGCCACCAGUCAAAUGCACCCAACUCAUGCCCGUAAAACCUUCCCCUGCUUCGAUGAACCUGCCAUGAAAGCUGUCUUCCACAUCACUGUCCUGCAUGAGCGAGGAACGGUCGCUCUCUCCAACGGGAUAGAAAUUGAAACAUUGAACACCACAGUUGAUGGCACUGCUGUCACCAUCACCAGGUUUGAACCCACGCAGAGAAUGUCAUCAUACCUCCUCGCUCUGGUUAUUAGUGACUACACAAAUGUGCAGUCAACAGAAAGCACUUUGAUUCGGAUUUGGGCUCGUAGGAAAGCGGUCACUGAUGGACACUGUGCCUAUGCCCUCAACCUCACUGGACGAAUCCUCCAGUUCUUUGAGGAUUACUAUAAGUUUCCCUACCCUCUCUCUAAAUCAGAUCAGAUCGCUCUGCCGGACUUCUACUUUGGAGCGAUGGAGAACUGGGGGCUGGUCACUUACAGAGAGACAAACCUCUUCUAUGAUCCACUCAUCUCCUCAAACGCAAACAAAGAGAAAACAGCCACUAUAAUUGCCCAUGAGCUGGCGCACAUGUGGUUUGGAAACCUUGUGACUCUGAAAUGGUGGAAUGAGGUUUGGUUGAUUGAAGGUUUUGCCACCUAUGUGUCUUUCCUCGGCGCAGACUAUGCUGAACCCACCUGGAAUCUGAAAGACCUGAUCAUUCUGGAUAACCUCCACAAAGCUUUUGCCGUGGACGCUCUGGCUUCCUCCCGCCCUCUCUCCUCUAAAGAGGAGGACAUCACGAGACCAGAGCAGAUCAGCGAGGUGUUUGACACCAUCUCCUACAGCAAGGGGGCAUCAGUGCUGAGGAUGCUCUCAGACUUCCUAACAGAGCCGGUCUUCCUUCUGGGCCUGAAGACCUACCUGAACACGUUUGCCUAUAAGAACACGGUGGGCUCAGAUCUGUGGGAUCAUCUCCAAAGAGCAGUCGACACCAAUGGAACGGUUCUUCUCCCCAUGACGGUUGGAGAAAUCAUGGACCGCUGGGUUCUUCAGAUGGGUUUCCCAGUGGUCACCAUCAACACUGUUACUGGGCAGCUGUCUCAGAAACACUUCCUGCUGGACCCUGAGUCUCUAGUGGACGCUCCGUCUCAGUUUGAUUAUGAGUGGAUCGUCCCUGUUAACUGGAUGAAGUCGGGGGUGGAGCAGACGCCGGUGUGGCUCCUGGAGAGGAGCGCGUUCCACAGUGAGAUGAAGACGGUGGGGGAGGACUGGGUGCUGCUGAAUCUUAACCUGACAGGACAUUACAGAGUGAACUACAACGUGGAGAACUGGGAGCGCAUCCUGAACCAGCUCAACAGCAACCACCAGGCUGUUCCAGUCAUUAACAGGGCCCAAAUUGUGGAUGAUGCCUUUAACCUCGGCAGGGCAAAGCUGAUUCCCGUCAGUUUAGCUUUGAACACAACCAAGUUCCUCGCGAAGGAGACGGCCUACCUGCCCUGGCAGUCAGCCUUAAAUAACCUGGACUAUUUCUGCCUCAUGUUUGACCAAACACUUGUCUAUGAGAGCAUGCAGGCGUAUCUCAGGAAGCAAAUUACGCCGCUUUUCGAACACUUCAGGAACAUCACCACAGACUGGACGGAAGUACCUGACGGACACACAGAUCAGUAUAAUCAGGUGAACGCUAUCAGGGUGGCCUGCAGCACCGGAGUGGACGGCUGCCAGAACCUCACUGCAGAAUGGUUCACACAGUGGAUGCAACAUCCAGAGCAGAACCCGAUUCACCCAAACCUGAGGUCCACAGUGUAUUGCAGUGCUGUGGCUGCAGGGGGCGCCAAAGAGUGGGACUUUGCCUGGGAGAUGCUCCAGACUGCCAGCAUCGCUAGUGAGGCGGAUAAACUGAUGUCAGCACUGGCCUGCACUAAAGAUACCGGACUCUUAGAGAGGUAUCUGACCUUCACUCUGGACCCGAUGAAGAUUCGGAAACAGGACGCCACCUCGGUCAUCGUUCAGAUCGCCGGGAACGUAGAGGGGCGGAGUUUAGCGUGGAAUUUCAUCACCCUGAACUGGAGAUACAUUUUCACUGAGUACGGCGUCGGGUCAUUUUCCCUCUCUAAGCUGAUAAGCGGCGUAACACGGGCGUUUUCCACUCAGUGUCAGCUUGACCAGCUGCUGCAGUUUAAGGAGCAGAACGCCGAUGUGGGCUUCGGCUCGGCGAGCUCGGCUCUGGAUCAGGCCAUCGAGAAGACCAGAGCCAACAUGAAGUGGGUCUCCGAGAACCAGAGAGAGAUCAGGGACUGGUUCAGAGCAGAAGCAGCCUGAACCCAGAGCACCGCAUCACCUCAGCCUCACAGCAGGAGGACCUGCAGAUACUGUAAAAUUUUAUAACCUGAUUGUGCAAACAAAUCACUUUUAUAGCAGGGUUUUAAGAUAAUAUUCAUUUAAGCUUCAAACAUUAAAACACUUAGUGUUCUUUUGUUAAAGGGCUCAUAACAUUUAAACUUGUUUUUCUUUACAUAAGAGUGGCUGUAGUUGAUGUAGUACUCUCACAGUUUGUAGUAUGUAGUAAAUCGUGUGUUACUGCUUUUAUAUGAUUCUGAAUGCGUCUUAAUUUCCAUUUUUUCUAAACUUACAUUUCGAGUUUAGGGUCCUGUUUCUUUAAGAAGGUGAAGGUAGGUGAGACUGGGGUAGAGAGAAGAGAGAUCAGAGAGAUCAGGUGCACUUACACUAAAUAUGUUCUCCACAUAUUGUAUUUCUGAAGUGUUUCGUGUUGUUGUGUCUGUAGUUUGGACUCAUUUGAGUCUCUUUUAGCGGAAACCUUGUCCUAAAUUCUUGCUGACCAUCUGUGUAUGAAAUGCAAGUGAGUUCAGGUUUAAUAGUAUUUAUGAUGGAGAGAUUAAUGAAAAGAAGGCUGGCUUACUGUCCUUGUAAAAGAAACCAUGUGUAAAAUCCUCUCUUGCUUUGAGUGAUGAUGAAGCAAAAGGCACAAUAAUGUAACAGUUGUCUGUUGUUGUUGUUCUUCUUCUUCUUUCGGCUGCCCCCUUUAGGGGUCGCCACAGCGGAUCAUCUGCCUCCAUCUUGCCCUAUCCACUGCCUCCUCUACUUUUACACCAACCAUCUGCAUGUCCACCUUCACUACAUCCAUAAACCUUCUCUGAGGUCUACCUCUUCUCCUUCUACCCGACAGCUCCACCAUAACACUGUGGGCUAAAACCAUCCACACAUGGAAAUACAUAUAUAAGCAUGUUAUGGGACACAUCUUAGUACAUAAAACAUACUUUCCUCAUAAACAUCCUCUACUCUUCACUUUGUUGCAAUAAUGCAAAAUACACAGACUGUCUUUAAAGACAGAAGAACAAAGGUAAACCAGAAACUAUUUCCAGGGUAUGCAUCUCAUUUCCAACCAAAUACACUUCCGAGGAC
Molecule: messenger RNA, 3980 nt
Organism: Pygocentrus nattereri (red-bellied piranha)
Lineage: Eukaryota; Metazoa; Chordata; Actinopteri; Characiformes; Serrasalmidae
Product: aminopeptidase Ey
Exons: 20
Coding region: 63-2879 (938 amino acids)
Biological process (GO): peptide catabolic process; proteolysis
Cellular component (GO): cytoplasm
Molecular function (GO): zinc ion binding; metalloaminopeptidase activity; peptide binding
Source: RefSeq, a predicted model, not a curated record